Molecule: messenger RNA, 1431 nt
Organism: Rotaria sordida
Lineage: Eukaryota; Metazoa; Rotifera; Eurotatoria; Philodinida; Philodinidae
Source: the annotation of a GenBank genome assembly
AUGAAAUUAUCCAAUGCACCAAUUAAAAUGUUCGUCAACAUAACAAAAUGGAUAUUAUUUAUGUUGGUAAUAACUAACGGACAAUUAUUGAAUAAUAAUAAUAAUAAUAAUAAUAACACAUUAGAAAAUGAUAAUGCAACAGCUGCGUCAAGACGUACACAUCAGAUAACAACAAUUCUUGAUGGACUUUUAAAAAAUUAUGAUGCACAUAUUCGACCAAAUUUUGGAGAAGACCCAACAAAAAUAAAUUUUGAUAUAUUAGUUAGUUCAUUUGGACCUAUUCAAGAUAUGGAUAUGUCAUUUACAAUGAAUUGUUAUUUUCGUCAACGAUGGCGUGAUGAACGUCUUCAAUUUGCUGAAGAAGUUGGUGUACUUUCAUUAUCUACACGUAUGCUUGAACGAUUAUGGAGACCAGAUACAGUUUUCCAUAAUUCAAAAUAUUCUUAUUUACAUACAAUACCAACAAGUAAUCGUUUAUGGCGACUUUUUCCUGAUGGUUCAAUAUGGUAUUCAUCAAGAAUAACAGUUAAAGCACGAUGUAAUAUGAAUUUAAAAAAUUUUCCUGUUGAUGUACAAAUUUGUAAAUUUUUUAUUGGAAGUUUUGCAAAUUCAGCAGCAGAUAUCCAAUAUGGUUGGCGUUUAGGAAAUAAUAAUAGUGUUAAUUUUGAUACGAAAGUUUUAUUAUCACAAUUUGAUCUUAUUAGAUUUCCACAAUAUGAUGAAAUUAUUGAUAUGAAUGGACGUAACUUUUCUAUGCUUCGUGUUGAUUUUGUUCUUAAACGACAUAUGGGUUAUUAUAUUUUACAAGUAUAUAUUCCAAGUUCAAUGUUAGUUAUGUUAUCAUGGGUAUCAUUUUUUAUUCAUCGUGAAGCAACAGCUGAUCGAGUUAAUAUUGGUGUAAUGACUUUUCUUAGUCUAGCAACAUUAAGUUUUGAUAUACGAAAUUAUACAGCUGCUGUUUCUUAUCUAACAGCACUCGAUUGGUUUGUUAUUAUGGCAUAUGCUUUUUUACUUGCAUCAUUACUUCAAUUUGCUUUUGUUCAUUAUUUUACUAAGUUUGGUUAUGGUGAACCACUUCUUCGUUAUCAAGGUUCAAUUGAUAGUUUUACGAUAAAUGAAGAUAAUGGAACAACAGCUAGAGAUUUUAAAACAAAUUCAUCGUCAUGUUUUUCACGUAGUCAAGAUAUACAUCGAAAAAAAUCUCAAACAGAAAGAAAAUUAUAUUUAAGAAAUAUUCAAUAUUAUUUACGUCAAUUUUGGUUUUGUCUAUCAGGCAAUGAUAGUUAUAAACGUGCAUUACGUAAACGUGCAUCACGUUUUGGUAUCAAUAGUCGUAGUAAAUUAGAUGGUUUUGCUCGAAUUGCAUUUCCACUUAGUUUUGCUUUAUUUAAUAUAUUGUAUUGGUUCUAUUUUCUUCAUUUACAAAGAUAA